Blastomyces gilchristii SLH14081 is the source of this 1349-nucleotide messenger RNA. RefSeq lists its product as uncharacterized. The record is from RefSeq and is a predicted model, not a curated record. Bases 192 to 1349 code for a protein of 385 amino acids. Gene Ontology annotation, cellular component: actin cortical patch. Gene Ontology annotation, molecular function: phosphatidate phosphatase activity. The transcript has 5 exons. Lineage: Eukaryota; Fungi; Ascomycota; Eurotiomycetes; Onygenales; Ajellomycetaceae.
UUAGAUCCAUCAUUAAUCAAGAAAAUCCGGACACCCCUCAUACAUCUCCAGAGCUGGAUCCGGUAUCUAUAUCAACAACCAGUGACUGGCUGAAUUUAUUGGGCAAGAUUGAGAGCUUUGUCAGGUCGCAAUUCCGUUUUCUAAGCCGCAUCACACCUUCUCUAGAGAGCGGAUUCCCGAGCAUUUUCCAGAUGUUUCCUACCGCUCAAGAUCUAAGGCAGAGUGUCAAUACCUCAGAAACAUUCCUCCAGCAUGUGGCCACAGAAGUCCUUACUAUAUCGCCAUAUGGGAACUGGACUGACCAAGGAUGGAGUCUGAGGUUUCGCGGAAGUGUUUACAAGCAACCCAAUAUUGCGGAUAGAAUGUUACACACCCUUGCAAGCAUGUUUUUACUCGGUGCUUCGAUUAAAAAGCUCCCCCCAGCAAAUUAUGCGCACUCCCUCAAUAUGACACGAAGCGUGUUUAUUCUGAAACAAAGUCAUACGAAAGUCUCGUUUCAUGUGACCCCUGACACGUCUCUGGACGCUCAUAGUGAAGACACAUUGCUUUGGACGGAAGGGCAGGACAUUGAGGUCCCCGGCGUCACGAAUAUGGAAGGCGAUUUCGAUUCAUUUAUCGAGAUUAAGAACGUGUCAGGGGCGUUUCCGCUACCUGGAAACGAAACUCGCAAAACGCAGCGUCUCAAAUUGCAUGCGUAUGGGACGGAUACUGGAAAUGCCACAGCUGAUAUCGAUGAUGUCCUUCGAGUGUCGAAAAUAUUCUCAAUAAGGGAAGGGCUGAAUAACCUCUUUGGCCGACCUUUUGUUCCCUGGAUGAAUAUGCCUGAGAUAUAUGCGAACUGGUCAAGAAGCCUGCCGGAUCUACACUAUCACUACCUAACAACAACUCCCGAACAACUGACUCGCCCUUACAUGGAUUAUAUCUUCAAGACGUAUCCGACCGGCACUUUUGAUACUAGAAUUGUGAAUUUCACUGAUUUAGGAGCGACUUUGUCAAUCCGCGAGUUUUUGCUUGAUAAGGUCUUCCAGACUUUUCCAAAGCGAAAAUUCAUCAUUGUAGGAGAUACAACAAAUUUGGAUAUCAUGUCAUCAUAUCCCCAACUUGUGACAAAAUACCCCGGCCAGGUCCAGUGUAUACUCUUGAGAAACACAUCAGCUUCGGACAGCAGCAAUCGUGUACCAUACAAUACCAAGUGGUUCAAAGGACUAGACCAACAAAUGUACAUGUUUUUUCGCGUUCCUGAUGACCUCAAGGGGCUGGCUAUAGAGGACGGGCGAUGCUAUAAUGCAUCCAUUCCCCAAAAUGUUACUUUCGGAUGGCAAGGCCUUCCUUUUGGCAGCAACCCAUGA